AUGAUCUUUAAAUCUCACAUCUUAGGAAACAUAUGCAAGCUAUAUCAAGUUUGGUUGUGCAUCCACUUAAGGAAGACUUAAUCAUAAGUGGCUCUUUUGAUAAGACAAUCAAUUUUUGAUUAUAUCGAUUUUCUCCAUCUUCGCGUUCUUAAUGGUAGUGUAUAUAAACCAUUAAUUAACAUUAAGAGAUGAUUUAUGGAUUAUCUAUAAACAAAGAGGAAAAUACUUUAAUUUCUUGUGGUCAAGAUAAUUAAAUAUUAAUAAUGCAAGGAUCAAGAUAAAUGGAAUGGCAAAUAAAAUAGAAGAUUAAAUUAGAUGGGGAAGGAUAUAGAAUAGUUUUUAUUACUAAUGAACUUUUUGGAUUUUAAUCAAAAAUACCUAGAAAUCGUCUUUUCUUAUACUAGCUUGAUGAAAAUACAUAAGUGAUCAACAAAUUAUAAGAUAUUAUUGUAAAAGAUAGUCUACCCUCUUGUUUAUAUAGAUAAUAAAAAAAUUCUUAUAUUUAAAAAUGGAUAGAAAGUUAAUUUAAUAAAAUGAACAUUCUCUCCAUUAAAUUAAAUACUCAAUUAAAUUUAAACAAUAGAUUAUGGAUUCAAAACAAAUGGCUGGCUAUUUGGUAUUAUUAUACAAGAUGGGGAGUAUUUGAUCACCUCGGAUCAAAAGUCUAAGAACAUUUAAAUACGAUCAUAUUAAGAAAACAUAAUCAAAUAAGAAUAAAACUUAAAAAAUAUUAAAUAUAUAUAUUUUCGAAACUAUUAAAAAUUAUUUGGAAAUUACUCUUGGAUCGUCAAAAAAUCUAAAUGGAACUGUGUAGUUGGGAAUCAAUUAAUAGUAUUAGAGUUGUUACAAUUAAUAUAAUAGAAAAGUGA
This is a messenger RNA of Paramecium primaurelia, 869 nucleotides long. The record is from the annotation of a GenBank genome assembly. NCBI's taxonomy places the organism in Eukaryota, Ciliophora, Oligohymenophorea, Peniculida, Parameciidae.